CUACGCGCCGCACAGGCUGCUACAGUUGCAAGCUAUAGGGGGAAGGGCAAAGAAUGAAUCCCUGCUAGCCGGUUAAUGUUGUUGACAUCGCAACAGUAAAAGAUGAUAAGGGGAAAAGGGUCCCAAAGUAUCUGAUUCAUUUCAAUGGUUGGAACAGAAGUUGGGAUCGCUGGGCUGCAGAGGAUCAUGUGCUCAGAGAUUCUGACAAUAAUCGCAAAUUACAACGUAAACUGGCACGCAAAGCUUUGGCUCGCAUGAGGAAGAAGGGAUGGAAGAAGCAACGCUGUCGUCUGCCGGGUGUUAACUCAAUCUCGAAAUCCCUCACUGAAGAGGAAAAGGAGAAGAGUGAUGAUUCUUCUUUGAUCUCGCCAUCUGAUGAUAGUGACAAAGACAUUUCAGAUCAGGAGUCCUUUAAAAGUGAGAGUGACUCAUCAGAGGAUAUGAACAAUAUGAGGGAAGAGCAGGAGCCGCAGACCAAAAAGGAGAGUGAAGACAAGAGCAUAACUGUAAACAUUGACAUCCCUGAUGUUCUCAAGAAGAAGCUGGAGGACGACUGUUAUUAUAUCAACAAAAGAAAGAAGCUGGUGAAGCUUCCAUGCCUGAUGAAUGUAGUAAAUAUUCUGGAGUCCUAUGUCAAGCACUUCACCCUAAAUGCUGCUUUCUCAGCUAAUGAGCGCUGUCGGCACCCUCAGAGCUCCCUGCAGACAAAUAUGAGUCCACACUAUAUGCCACCUGAGAGGAACGAUGAGCUCUGUAAAGAAAUGGUGGACGGUUUGAGGAUCACAUUUGACUUUACCCUUCCACUAAUUCUACUGUACCCAAACGAACAAGCUCAGUUCAAAAAAGUCAGCUCUUCCAAGUUCUUCCAACCAAUCAUUGACAGCACAACCUGCACCAGUAGAACUUUCAGAGAACGCUCCCCCAGUCCUUGCCAGAAUCCCUCCACCCCCCAGUCCACAGACAGCCAACCAGCUCUGAGUGAAUCCUCCAGUGUCCCUGUCAUCAUGGCAACCCCACCUAAGCGCAGACGCUGUGCCUACCUGGAUUCUGAUGCCACACAAUCUUUGCGUCGCUCAACACGCAAUACAUCUGGGGGGGAACGGGUGGCAGAGACUGGGGGUGGAGGCAGCAGCAAUGCCUCUCCUCAACCAAAGCGAAGGCCUGCUGAGGUGCAGUCACCACUACCCAAGUUCUUCCUCAACCUAGAGAAGAAGACUCCUGUUCACAGUGGCUCAUCCUCUCCUUUGCCUAUGACACCCAGCAGGGAUUGCACUGGAGGGCUUUUCUCAGGGCUGGAAACUCAGACGAACUACGAAUUAAAUGAGGUUCUGAGCUGGAGACUGACGCCAGAUAAUUACCCUCAGAGUGACCAGCUUCCCCCUCCUUCUUACCUCUAUGGCGCUCAGCACCUGCUUCGGCUAUUUGUUAAACUUCCAGAAAUCUUGAGGAAGAUGCACAUACCAGAAAAGAACCUGAGUGCACUAGUGAAACACUUCGAGCUUUUUCUCAGGUUUUUGGCAGAGUUUCAUGAGGACUUCUUUCCAGAGUCUGCAUAUGUGUCUGCAAUGGAAGCCCAUUACAGCAUGAAGCAACCACGCUCAGUCUUCUAAGAAUCCUUUAUAGAGAGAGUUUAUUUUGUGCUGUGUUCUUCUGAAUUUCUGGUCCACCCCUGACACUGAAUGUUCUUCUACUUGCAAAUUCUAUAAAUUUCCUUUAAUUGUUUCACCUGUCCAUUUGUAACUGUUCAUUUGCAGUGCAUAACACAACUUCCAUGACAAUUUUUUUUGUUAUUGUUUAUGGUUUUACUAUUUUAAAUCAUUUUGAAUACAGUUGUGCAAAAUGAUAAUUUUCUUGUUUUCUAAUUUUUCUGUGGUAUAUUCCGUAUAGUAUAUACCAUUACCUCAAACUUGUAUUUGUGAUUUUUAUUUUUUUUUCCAUCCAAAAUGGAAUGACUGACUACAUUUGCCUUGGUCAUACUUAUUUUGCUUGUCCUUUCCAUUUCCUUCCUCUGUAUGUACUUAAACAAGCAAUUGUGCAAAAGCCAGAUGUUUGUUGCACAUUUGUCAAUUUUUGCCACCCAGAAUUGUAGUAACAUUGUUAAUAAUGCAUUUUUUUAAUUAUGAGCUCCACUGAAAAUUGCUUUGUCAUUUAUUUACUCAUAAAAUGAUAUUUGCUUUAUUGUACAUUACUGUAUAUAAAGUUAUCUGUGGUAAAA
Carassius carassius (crucian carp) is the source of this 2215-nucleotide messenger RNA. Its product is annotated as male-specific lethal 3 homolog. Gene Ontology annotation, cellular component: nucleus; MSL complex; NuA4 histone acetyltransferase complex. The transcript is spliced from 13 exons. Gene Ontology annotation, biological process: chromatin organization; regulation of DNA-templated transcription. NCBI's taxonomy places the organism in Eukaryota, Metazoa, Chordata, Actinopteri, Cypriniformes, Cyprinidae. Bases 255 to 1610 code for a protein of 451 amino acids. The record is from RefSeq and is a predicted model, not a curated record.